UGUCUCAGCCUCCUAAAUCCCUGGGAUUACAGGUGUGCACCAACACACCUGGCUCCUAUAGAACUUUUAAAAAGUUGCAGAAAAGUUGUUUUCACUUUCCAGUGGAGAAAUUCACCAUUUUGUCAUGAUCUGCAUGCACUACAAGGCGUGUAGUGGGAAUGUAGAAGAAGCUGUCCUCUCUCUUGAAAGACACCAGUUAGUCAUAUGGAACUUCCAGAGCUCAUGUUUGUCUGGUACUGUUACAUGAUGAGAGGCUUCUGUUUUGGGUAGUCCACAGCUGCUGCUUGGAGCCCCGGUAACCCCACACGGACAUAGCCCAUUCUUCUGCUCCACCUUGAUCCAGCGACUAAAGGGUUGACAACUAGAGGCCUCUGGGGUGUAGCUUGAGCUGGUGGUUAAAUAUUCUGAACAUCAGCUGUGGGCCUCCCCACUGCCAUUGGUGGUUCCAACAAUGUUGGACUGAAGCAAAUGCUUGUUGGUUGGCAAGAAUAACGCACUGAACAACUUGGUCUGUUCUGCUGGGAGUAUCUUUGGGAGCAGGAUGAACACCAGGUCACCACAGGUCUUUGGGACAAUGCAAACGAUUAUGCUUAUCUGUCUUGGGCCUCUUUUGUCACACGUCGCUCAUCUGUGAGUUGAGGCUCUGACUCUCUUCCCACUGAGCUUUUUUGGAGAACAGAAGGAAGAGACAUUUCUCUCUGAAGAUGAACUCAACAGACCCCCUUCAGGAUGCCCCCAAUGCCACCUUGCUCCACGUGCCUCACCCGCAGGGAGGCAAUGACACCUCUCUCCAGGAGGAUCUUCAGGACCUCAUCCACAUGGCCACCUUGGUGACCUGCACUUUUCUGCUUGCCAUCAUCUUCUGCCUGGGCUCUUACGGCAACUUCAUUGUCUUCUUGUCCUUCUUUGACCCAGCCUUCAGAAAAUUCAGAACCAAUUUUGAUUUCAUGAUCCUGAACCUGUCCUUCUGUGACCUCUUCAUCUGCGGGGUGACAGCGCCCAUGUUCGCCUUUGUGUUGUUCUUCAGCUCAGCCAGUGGCAUCCCGGAUGCUUUCUGCUUCGCCUUCCAUCUCACCAGUUCCGGCUUCAUCAUCAUGUCCCUCAAGACGGUGGCAGUGAUUGCCCUGCACCGCCUCCGCAUGGUGCUGGGGAAGCAGCCUGAUCGCACGGCCUCCUUUCCUUGCACCUUGCUCCUCACUCUGCUUCUCUGGGCCACCAGUUUCACCCUCGCCACCUUGGCGACCCUGAAGACCAAUAAAUCCCACCUCUGCCUUCCCAUGUCCAGUCUGGUGGCUGGAGAAGGGAGAGCCAUUCUGUCUCUCUAUGUGGUCGAUUUCACCUUCUGCAUCGCCGUGGUGUCUGUCUCCUACAUCAUGAUUGCACAGACCCUGAGGAAGAAUGCACAGGUCAGAAAGUGCCUCCCUGUCAUCACAGUCGAUGCUUCCAGACCACAGCCUUUCAUGGGGGCUCCUGGCAAGGGAGGCGGAGAUCCCAUCCAGUGCACCGUGCCGGCCCUCUACAGGAACCAGAAUUACAACAAACUGCAGCACGUUCCCACGCACGGGUACACCAAGAGUCCCAACCAGCUGCCAACCCCUGCAGCCAGCCGACUCCAGCUGGUAUCAGCCAUCAACCUCUCCACUGCCAAGGAUUCCAAAGCCGUGGUCACCUGCGUGAUCAUUGUGCUGUCGGUCCUGGUGUGCUGUCUUCCGCUGGGGAUUUCCUUGGUGCAGGUGGUCCUGUCCAGCAGUGGCAGCUUCAUCCUUUACCAGUUUGAACUGUUUGGGUUCACCCUAAUAUUUUUCAAGUCAGGAUUAAACCCUUUCAUAUAUUCUCGGAACAGUGCAGGCCUGAGAAGGAAAGUGCUCUGGUGCCUCCAGUACAUUGGCCUGGGGGUUUUCUGCUGCAAACAGAAGACUCGACUUCGAGCCAUGGGAAAAGGGAACCUCGAAGUCAACAGAAACAAAUCCUCCCAUCAUGAAACAAACUCUGCCUACAUGUUGUCUCCAAAGCCACAGAAGAAAUUUGUGGAUCAGGCUUGUGGCCCAAGCCAUUCAAAGGAAAGUGUGGUAAGUCCCAAGAUCUCUGCUGGACAUCAGCACUGUGGUCAGAGCAGCUCCACCCCCAUCAACACUCGGAUUGAACCCUACUACAGCAUCUAUAACAGCAGCCCUUCCCAGGAGGAGAGCAGCCCACGCCACUUGCAGCCAAUAAACUCUUUUGGAUUUGCAAGCUCCUAUAUUGCCAUGCAUUAUCACACCACCAACGACCUAAUAAUGCAGGAGUACGACAGCACUUCAGCCAAGCAAAUUCCAGUCCCCUCCGUUUAAAGUCAGGGAGGCCAGAGAAUCUUGUGCAAAUGUUUUUUUUUUUGCCUUCUCACACUGUUUGAUUUUUGAGAGCCGCCGCAGAUCAAAACUUAAAGAUUCAGCCGAAAAGUUGGCAGUUGGGACUUUUCUUUUUUCUGAAAUAUUAAUGUCUUGAUUUGAUUUGUAAUUUCUUGACAUUUUAAGAUAUGAUGUAAAAGUUUAUUUAGCUUUUUAACCCAGACCUGUUACCCAGUCUUUUGUGCUGAACCUUUAAAUAGAGGCCAGGAAUGGUGAUAUGUUCAAGUAGGAAAUCGACUGGUUGUAAUUCUCUGAGUCAGUAUUAUGGGUCUACAAAGAUAUUGCUGGAUUUUUUUUUUUUAAUUUUAUUUUGGUGCUGGGGAUUGAACCCAGGCCCUUGCACAUGCUAAGCAUGAACUGUAGCACUGAGCUGCACUCUCAGCUCUAGAUAUGGAUUAAAAAAAAAAAAAUAGACGAACUUGAAGGUAUGAGUUGAUUUUUUUGUUUGGUUUGGUUUUUGUUUUCUUGGUAUGGGGGACUGGACUCAGAAGUACUCUAUCUCUGAGCUACAUCCUUAACCCUUUUUAAAUUUUAUUUUCAGACAGGGUCUUGCUAAGUUGCUAAGUUGCUGGCCUCCAACUUGUGAUCCUUCUGCCUCAGCCUCCUGAAGGUGUUAUUCUUUAAGAAUGUAAAAUUUGAUUCUUUGAAGUCCUGAAAUAGGGAUUAAUACACUUUUUGGUAAGCAGGUUUAUUUGAAUAAAAAUAACAUUGUUAAAACAAAAAAAAUCACAAAUAUGAUACCUAUAUUUUUGUCCUUCUCAAAAAUUCACACACAAGCAUUAAGUACUUUCCUUUUAUAAGACACUCAACUAAGAAUUUAGUGUAUGAUUAUUGCCAUUUCUUAUUAGAGACAUUAUUAUUCUGUGUCAGUUGGGGUAGCUGUAUAGUUCUUUAAAUUUUUUAUUUUUUGGUACUGGAAAUUUAACCCAGGGUACUUUACCAUUGAGCUACAUCCUCAGCUCUUUUCAUUUUAUUUUUAUUGAGACCAUGUUUCACUAAUUUUUUGAGGGUCUCACUAAGUUGCUGAAGCUGGCCUCAAACUUGUUAUCCUCCUGUCUCAGCCUCCCUAGUUGCUGGGAUUAUAGGUAUGCACCACCGCCUCUGGCUGUAUAGUUCUUUUCAAAAGAAAGAUAUUUUAGCUUGUUACAAGUGAAUUACUAUAUUUUGGAACGAUCUUAUCCAAGAAUCCUAGUGCAUGGGGACUGCCCCUAUAGUAGAGGCAUUGUUCUUAGAGAGGGUUGUUAUGUGGGAGGCAGUGUGAACUAUUGUGUCAUUCAUUAGGCUAUCUUGGCAUAGAGAUGGGAUUGGGAGGUUUUCCUACAGUGUAAGAAAAUUUAUUAAGUACCUGUCAGUAUUCAAGUAACUACUUAGAAAUAACUCCUUUUUCUUUAUUUUUGUAUCAUUGUGGUAAAAAAAAUUAUCAAGGUGAUAUAUUUUUAAACUAAUUGUUUUAUUUUUCCUCCCACUAAUCUUUUUUUUUUUUUUUGCCAUAAUGGGGAUUGAACCCAUGGCCUUGUACACACUAGCAGCCACUAAGCAACAUCCCCAAUACCCCACUCUUUUUUUUUUUUUUUUUUUUGAGCCAGGGUCUCUUACUAAAUUGCCCAAGCUGGCCUCAAACUUAUGGUUCCCCUGCCUUGGCCUCCCAGUAGCUGGGAUUACAGGAGUACGCCCCAUGACUCCCAGAACCUUAACCUGGAAACUAGAUUAAGUAUCUCUGUACCUGAAACCAAUUUUAUUCUAUACUCUGUGAUUCUUAGGAUAACAAUGAGUAAAAUUUUUUCAUUAUACAGUCAGUACUUGAUCUCACUGGAAUUUUGGAACUCAACUAUUAGACUCAAGCAUCACACUCCAAAACCUAUCUUUAUGAACUGUUGUAUUCAAGAAUUACUGUUGCACAUUGGGAAGUACUUUGUUCUUUUGAAUAGCGCCCCUCCCUGAGCCUGUUCCUAAGUAGAGGUCCAGGGAGGCCUGGGACAGAGAGUAGAUUUUCAACUAGCGUUCACUUUCACCUCAUCUAGUGCCUCACACCCUCCAGUAUUUACCCGGUCAUUUCUAUUUCUGAGAUUUAAGUACGAACUAUAGGAUUUAUUUGGUUUUUAAAUUCACCUUUCAGGACUGACUACCCUACCUACUCCUUUUCUCUCUUCCUCUUUCCUUUCUCUUCCUUUCUUCCUUUGGUUUUGCUAUCGAAUUUUAUAACAGAAGAUAACAUAUUCACUCUCUCACCAUUUUUUUUGGGGGGGUGGGUAAUUGAAUGCUAUUUUUGGAAGUCCCUAUUACCUAUUUCAAUUGUGCUUUUAUAUUUUAAUACAACACUGCACUUAUUUAUUAAUACUCCCAUGAGAUAGGUUAAUAUAUACCCCUUUUUAACAAAGAAUUAAGAAAUCUAACAUCCUCUUCCAAGACGAUUUGAAGGACUGUGUCAAAUUAAGAAUCAGAGCUUUGUCUUAAGUCAGAAGCUAGUGGUCCAAUCAACCAAACACCUUUUAUAAUUCAUAACAUAAGUCAAGAAGAUACUUCCCACUUUUUUAAGGUAUAUGUUUUUGGACAGGCAUUUCAAAUGUGAUUUCAUAAAAGGUUAUAACAAAAGCAAUUUCUAUGUAUAAAAUUUUAAAUGUCAGAUUUCCUGUGUGACCUUUGAGUUUGAGAUGUUUUGACCAGCAUGGGGCCCUUCUUUGGGAAGUAAAAAUUAUAGCAUAAAGAAAACUAAGCAUGUGCAUAUAAGGUAUUCAGUUCUUUAUGCUCUUCAAGAAAUUAUUGAUUUAACUUGCAUGAAAUACAUAGUGAGCUAGAUUCUUAGCUCCCCUUCACAUCUAUAUCUGUAAGUAGAUAUAGAUAUUUGGACAGAACUUGUCUCUACAUAAGUUAUGUAUGUCUGUCUAUACCUAUAUAAUAGUAAUAAGGUAUAGAUAGACAUAUAUAACUUGUCUCUUUAUAAGGGCUAAAAUGAGAACUAAGAGUAAUGAGAAUUCAAUUGAAUAUGAUUAACUUGCAGGGUAUAUUAACUAGUUCUCUUGAUGCUUUACUGUGAUGCAAAGUAUGUGAGGUCUUUAAAACAUUUUAUAAUAAUUGUUCUUAUGUUAACCAUUAGGCCAGAUUUGUAUUUCUGAUGCUUUUAAUGUACUUUUAAAAUAAAGUUUGGAAAAUAAAAAUAUUGAAAAUCCUAA
Molecule: messenger RNA, 5557 nt
Organism: Marmota monax (woodchuck)
Lineage: Eukaryota; Metazoa; Chordata; Mammalia; Rodentia; Sciuridae
Gene: Gpr75
Product: G protein-coupled receptor 75
Exons: 2
Coding region: 705-2330 (541 amino acids)
Biological process (GO): G protein-coupled receptor signaling pathway
Cellular component (GO): membrane
Molecular function (GO): C-C chemokine receptor activity
Source: RefSeq, a predicted model, not a curated record